GCCGGUAAUUCACAUUCUAUCGUUGAUAUUCCGUCUAUUCUUGUGUUUAAAAUGCCUCCAAACCUCGUAGGAGCAAUAAUUGAGUUGGGUCAGAAGCGUAAAAAUGACGAGUUGAAAGAAUUACUAGAAAAGAUCAAGUCAGCACAACUUAUCGAUUUGGUUGUUUCCAACGUUCAAACCAUCGAUGGAUACACAUUGUGGCAUUUCACGCUGAUCGGCCUAGCAUGCUCGGACAAGUGCAGUGAAAAACGUUUCGAGCUGAUUAUGGCCGUUCUGCGACACAUGAACGAGGUGGAACUAUCCACGAAGCAAAUGUUCGAUCUGAUCGCCCGUUUGUUGACCGACUUGCCUUCCCUAACCCCGGAGCAGCUGGUGGAAAUGUGCGAGCUGUGUGUGGAAUCGAUUCGUGCCGGUGAUCCAAAAUGUCUCAGCUGGAAGCACCUGCUACCGCAAACACUGGUCCAACUGCAGGGUGGCAAUGUGGGCCGUUUCAAUGCUAACGGGUUGCUACUGACCGGUGCCGAAUAUCGGCAAAAGGUGUUGGAGGAGAUUUUCAAAAUGAAGCUACAGCCGGCCAUCCUAACACCGUUGUGCGGGAUGUUUCGUGAUCUGCAUCUACUGCGCGACGAAACCAGUAUCUUUGUGACAAAGAUUUCGGAUAACAUUAGGCACAUUGAACCUCUCGAAUUGCCACCGUUGGCCUGCCAGCUGUUUCACGUGUGCCUGAAGUAUUCCAGUCUGCUGGUGAUUCCGUUGAUGUCAUUACAGAGAUAUUUUCACAAGAACUAUUACAAAAAGGUACUUUCGAACGCAAACAGUGAUACUACGGACUUCGAUAGCAUUGAUCGUUACUCGGACUCGGAACUCCGUGAAGCUGAGGAGACCAUCCUGUACCAUCUGUCGAAUGUAACAGAGUUUAGAGUGGACGAGACACAAAUCGUGUCCAUGUUUAAACCAUUCCAAAACAACCCGGAGGUCCUGCUAACCCCGUUCAUAGUUGGUGCACUGCUCGCAAUGAGCCGGAUUAAUCGCAUGCCGGACACAUCCGACGUUGUGUCGUCCCCGAUAAUGGCGUUUCUCAUCAAGCUGAUUGCGAUCAGCGAGAAAGAGCGUGAGAUGUGUAUCCAGUCGGCCUGGUGCCGCGGACGCAUCGAUAUGUCGGCAUCGUCGCGCAUCGAUCAACUGUUCAGUGUGCUCACGGACAACAGCCAGGAUGGGAAAGAGGUCGUUACUCCUGGCGUUAUUCAUUUUGCCUUUGCAUUGCUGCUGGCCAAAAAACAAACGAAACUGCACAGCAUUGCGAUAAAUUUCUUCCAGAUUUUUAUCAAACGAAGGUUCAUCUUCGGUAGUGGAAUUAUUGCCAAGAUUAAAAAGUACCUGUUUGCCGACCUCGAGGAGACUCAGUUCAAUGUUUGCCUGACGACGCUCAGCCUAACGAACACGCUAACUGUUUCGGAGUGUACGGACACAAUUCAAUUUAUAAUGGACUAUUUACUACUGAUUAAUGGGACGUACGCUAUGCGAUUUAUGGCGUUUAUUUUUCCUCUCCUAAGAGUUUCGCAUUCGAUCCGUGAUCGUUAUAUUGAGGUGCUUCGGAAGGCUAUGUACAAUGGCGAAACAUCGACAAGGAUUAUGGGAGUGUUUGGGUUCUGUUCACUGUUGAAACAGCUUAAGAAUAACAACUCUCGUCGUUCCAUUUUGGGCACCCAGGGCGGAUGUUAUACUCAGAUGACAAUAUCCGGCAUGUCGCUACUAUCGCAAGCGGCUUACGGCUCACCGAACAACCCGAACAUACACUUCGACAUGCUAACGCUGGAAAUUAUGGGGAUAUUAAGGAAAUGCUUCACUCAAACGGUUGAGGUCCGGGAAAUGCUCUACGAAGCGUUGAGUCGUGCUGUCGAGUUCAACACGCAGCUACUGCCUCACGUGCUGCAGUUCAUCGAUUGGCACUUUGAGAGCUUUUUUGGUGAAAAUCCAACCGAAGUGUUCAAAAUAGAGUUCGACAAGUGCGUCCGAUACAAGCGCGCACUGGAUGAUGACGAUCUGCCGGAUGAACAGAGGCCGGUGGUGGUGUACGAUAAUGUCGGGCGCCUGACGGCGUUCAUGGUACACUGUGUGGUGCUGUGCGAUCAGCACGAGGUGCAGCAUGAAACGGGUGCGGUUAAAAGCACUCUCCAGCUCAUUGUCGAUCGGAUCGAUAAUCUUAGCAUGGAGGAAGUGGGUUUGGUUGGAACGAUGGAUAGUAAAGGUGCUGUAAUUGCCACUCAGUACCUAAACAUGCUCGAGGCCGCUAUGGCGUAUUGCGCGUGGAAGGCAACACCCGACGACGGUUUAUUGAGAAGUUUCGUGCGCUUGUUCAAACAUCACCAGUAUUGUUUUGAUAAGUUCAAGAAAAUGGAACCUAAGAAAAGCAACAAGAAACAGUUGACGGACAACACCAUAAAUACCACCACUGUGCCCGGCUCUGCAAAGGCUGGUGCUUUCUUCAAGCCCGAGAACAUAUGGGACUUGGGGACAAUGGAAAGGGUGCUGCGAAUAACACUAGACAAUUCAACGGCGUACGGAACGGACGAAGAUCUUAAAUCUUUCCGUUCUAACCGAGACCUUCAGCAGUACAUCCUCAGGGUCGCUUGCCAAAAGCUGGAAUCAUUACGAGCGCAGCCGGAUUACUGGCAGGUGAAUCAUAGCAAGCGUAUAUUUAGCCAUUUGUGCGAAUGCACCAAGUUGGUGUACGACCGGUGUGUGAAGAAAACGACCGAACUCCUCGGCAAUGGUGGUCUGUUGGUGGCUCACAUGGCCGUCGAUUGCUUCCGACAGGGUCUUACAAGUGCCUUGGAGCUGUAUGAGCGGAAGUUUAAUGACUUUUUACAGUUGAUUUCCUGCACUAUGGGGACGUCUUUCAAGAAGGAUUUACUACAAAACUUACAAACUAUUGUCGACGAGUACUUUGGCGAUGGAUCCGAGCCGGAACCGAUUGGCGAGAAAAUCGUCGUUGGACUGUUGCAGUGCCUGGAGCUACUGUUCAAAUCCCCCGUCAUCACCCAGGACUACUUGACGCAGGCGUUCGAUUGGUUGCAGAAUUUUUGCAUCAACACAAAGCUGAAGCUGAAAUCUUUCACGAUUGUCCAUCGGAUCCUGUUCGAUCUGAGACUUCGCACGCAAACAGGAGCCUACUUUGAUUCGGUUGCGAUGCGCUUGGAGCUGAAGUUUGGUCAAAUAGCGGAAGACGAGACGAACCCACUGUUCCACUUUAAGUCAAUCACGUCCGCCACAGCGGAGCCAACAUUCCACUGUCUUUGUGCCGUAACUCGGACACAGAUUGAGGAGAUAGAGCAUCUUAUCCUGCGCACGAACAGUCUCAUGGGACGAUUAAAGGUGUUCGGAUUGAAUGAUACCGACGAAACAUCGCAAUUGUUAAAAUCUAUUGAACGAUCGAUCUGCUCCCAAUUGGUACACAUUCUAACUACCCUGACGCACCUCUGCAAUGCCAAUCUUCCACUGGGUUCAACGAUGGAUGCUCUCAUCAAACUGCUUCUUUCGAUGUACGCAUGUCUUGCCAAUUUGAGUCGUCACUUUUUGGCACGACACGCCAUCGUUCCAGUUUCCUAUGAGGUUACAAAGUUCAACUUGGUGGUGAAAUCAUCGAAACCUCUUGCAUCCCGAAUCUACGACCUUAUACCGUUCAUCGAAGAGAACAUCAUCGGCCAGGACGAGGGCGACGAGGCGGCAAGUUCCUCCAAAGCCAAAUCCAAUCGCGAUAAGGUGCUUAGGCAGACAAAGCUCAUCCCCAAGUUGGUGUUUCGAAUCGAAACGUUCAACAAGAUCGUGAUGCAGCUGAGCAAAAAAACGAAGAAAGAUUUGACGUACUUGCUGCAUAUGGGAACGGUGCGGGAUUUUCGCAUCAAAACGUCCGCGUUGGUCGAAGCGAUCCAGAAAACGGUAGGCGAUGGCGUCUCACAGGUUGAGGGUGCUGACGAGGACGAAGGAGAAGAGGAACCUCAACUGGACCCAGCAGAGGACGACGAUGACGAUGAAGAUAACAUUGAUCAGACUGCAGCCUCGAAUCGCUCGGAAGUAAUCGUUUCUAAACGGCGAAGCGAUAGCAACGCGUCCACGAUGAGCACGGAAGCGUUGGCUUUGAAGAAUUUAGCACGGUUGAACGAGAGGACGCGCAAAGCGGCCAAGAAGCGCGCGCUUGAAAAUGUCGAGGCAGAAACGGUAACCCCGCUGGUGGCUAGCAAGAAAGCUAAAGUAACGAAAAAGAGGGGUCCGAUACCGAAAAUUAAUAAGCGGGUGCUGGAAGAGGUGAAUAUUGUCAGAGGGACAGACAAGUCCGUCCCAGCAGAGGUUGCACCUGUUGAGGAAGGAACACUAACUCGUACACGUACGCUCGGAUUACCGAGACGAAGUGCAAGGAAGAGCGAAACAUGAUUGAAUUCAGUCAUGUUUCGAUUUGGUGUUGAAGGAAAACAAUAUAAGAUCACCAGGAACUAUAGAAGUACUCUUUAAAAGCCAUGACAAUUUUAUCAUUAAACAUCACUUUUCACGUUAUUGGACUAGUUUAAAUGUUUGAAAAGUGAAAAAUAAA
Molecule: messenger RNA, 4588 nt
Organism: Anopheles coustani
Lineage: Eukaryota; Metazoa; Arthropoda; Insecta; Diptera; Culicidae
Gene: FANCI
Product: Fanconi anemia group I protein
Exons: 12
Coding region: 52-4431 (1459 amino acids)
Biological process (GO): DNA repair
Molecular function (GO): DNA polymerase binding
Source: RefSeq, a predicted model, not a curated record